Messenger RNA from Mycena indigotica, 1437 nucleotides. Its product is annotated as Protein farnesyltransferase subunit beta. Gene Ontology annotation, cellular component: protein farnesyltransferase complex. Lineage: Eukaryota; Fungi; Basidiomycota; Agaricomycetes; Agaricales; Mycenaceae. The record is from RefSeq and is a predicted model, not a curated record. Gene Ontology annotation, molecular function: protein farnesyltransferase activity. Gene Ontology annotation, biological process: protein farnesylation. The coding region runs from base 1 to 1437 and encodes 478 amino acids. The transcript is spliced from 8 exons.
AUGGCUGCCACCACCAUCACAACAACUAUGCACCCAGUCCCAGUUGACGCUUUCCCUACAUUGACCUCCACAACGCAGGCGGAAACAGAGAAAGUGUUACGCGAACAUAUGCCAACGGCCGACAAACCGCCAACGCUCCAGAAAAACCCCCAUUUGCAGUUCCUUAUCCGCAACUUCACCCAAGGGAUGCCUUCUCGAUACAUGAGCUAUGACGCCAGCCAGCCAUGGCUGUUAUUCUGGACGUUGCAGGCCUUCAGUGUCCUUCAAAUCGGAAUGGACCCAGAUACCAAGCAGCGCGCAAUAGACAUGUUGUUGGAGUGUCAGCACCCCGAUGGUGGUUUUGGGGGUGGGCCAAAGCAAGCCCCGCAUCUGUUACCGACCUACGCUGCGGUCUGUGCCCUUGCGAUUGUUGGCCGUCCUGGCCAAAACGGGGGGUGGGAUAGCAUCGACCGGAAGAAGAUGUACAACUUCUUCAUGUCGCUGAAGCAACCUGAUGGAUCAUUCCUUGUUUCGCAACACUCUGAAGUAGAUACUCGCGGCAUUUACUGUCUUUUGGUCGUUGCGACCUUGCUGGACAUCAUUACCCCCGAACUUGUGGAGGGUACCGCACACUUCAUCGCAUCGUGCCAAACAUACGAGGGUGGCUUCUCAUCUACAUCUCAACCUUACUAUUCAGCCGAUCCGUCCCCUGCGAAUCUGUUGCCCUUCCCUAGACCCGCACUCGGCGAAGCCCAUGGCGGCUAUACGUUUUGCGGGCUUGCAUCAUGGGUUAUGCUCCAACCAUUCCUGCCAUCUACCUCCACCACAAAGCCCAGCAUCGACAAAAAUAAACUCGUGCGAUGGCUGGUGCAAAUGCAGGGAGUUCAAGCUGAAAUGGGUGGCUUCAAAGGCCGCACGAACAAGCUUGUGGAUGGGUGUUAUUCCUGGUGGGUCGGCGGUGCAUUUGGGCUGCUUGACAGUAUUGGGAUCAAUCCUACUUCUGUCGCGACGCCUGAGGCGGAUGGUGCUGAUUGGGUCGAUGUUGACGAUUCUUUGUUCAAUCGGAAGGCACUGCAAGAGUACAUCUUGUGUGCGGGCCAACAUCCUGCUGGUGGGUUGCGGGACAAACCACCAAAGCACGCAGACGCGUAUCAUACGUUGUAUUGUCUUUCAGGACUCUCGGCGGCGCAGCACAAAUUGAGCCCGUCAUCGUCAAGGCGAAAGCAGUUGGCUGAUGCCUGGGUUCAAGUUGGUGACAACAUGGAGCUACGGCAACGUAUUUUCCUGGACUCACUUUGCUACUCCGAAGAAGAGGGGACUGAUACGGUUGUCGGCGGGGCAGCCAAUCGUGUCAACGCCACUCACCCGAUAUUCAAUUUGACGGUAACACACACGGAGGCGAUUAUGGGCCAUUUCUAUGGGCAGACGAUACCACAGAAAACGACUCGACUGUCGUGA